Gavialis gangeticus (Gharial) is the source of this 3527-nucleotide messenger RNA. It is a transcript of the gene ATMIN, whose product is annotated as ATM interactor. Gene Ontology annotation, cellular component: nucleus. The record is from RefSeq and is a predicted model, not a curated record. Gene Ontology annotation, biological process: regulation of transcription by RNA polymerase II. The transcript is spliced from 4 exons. The coding region runs from base 141 to 2333 and encodes 730 amino acids. NCBI's taxonomy places the organism in Eukaryota, Metazoa, Chordata, Crocodylia, Gavialidae. Gene Ontology annotation, molecular function: transcription cis-regulatory region binding; DNA-binding transcription factor activity, RNA polymerase II-specific.
GCACUGAGGAGCCGCCGCCGGCGCCGGGCCGCGAGCUGGUGCGGCCGUCGGUGAGCGAGCUGUCCCGCGCCGCGCGGACCAACAUCCUGUGCACCGUGCCCGGCUGCGCCAAGGUGCUGCCCAACAGUCCGGCCCUCAGCAUGCAUCUCAGCAAGGCGCACCGCCUCCAGGAUGGAAAAAUGAAUGCAACAAUAAGAAAGGGUUUGAAAACUACACAGAAAUUCUACUGCUGUCCUAUUGAAGGCUGCCCUAGAGGACCAAACAGGCCAUUUUCCCAGUUUUCACUUGUAAAACAGCACUUUAUGAAAAUGCAUGCUGAAAAGAAGCACAAAUGUGAUAAAUGUAGCAACUGCUAUGGCACAGAAUGGGACUUGAAACGACACGCAGAGGACUGUGGAAAGACUUUCCAGUGUACUUGUGGGUGCCCUUAUGCCAGCAGAACAGCAUUACUGUCUCAUAUUUACAGAACUGGCCAUGAGAUCCCUGCAGAGCACAGGGAUCCGCCUAAUAAGAAAAGAAAAAUGGAAACUACAAUACAAAAUCAGCACUUAGCAGAGAAAGCAAAGGAAGCAUUUAUCAGUGCUCACGCCAGUCGUAAUGGCACUCCGGAACUGGAGACGUCUGAGGUGAAACCCAUGGCUUCUUUUGAAGGCUCCUGUAGUUCUAAUAUAAAUAAGCAGAUGCUAUCCCAGCCAAAAUGUACACCGAAGAUGCUUUUGCCAAAGCCCAAAGUGGCUUUGGUCAAAUUUCCAGUAAUGCAGCUGGCUCACUUGCCUAUCUUUGUGUCAGCAGCAGACUCCUCUGUCAAACCUGUUGUGGUGGCUGUGGAUAAUCAAGGCUCGGUUCUGAGCACUGUUCACUUGUUACCUCAGUCCAUAGGGAUUCUGAUUCCAGCACUGGAGGCAGAAACGGUUGUGUUUAACGAUGCUGUGCCCGUUUCAAAGGUGGCAAAUUCCAGUGAUGUUGAACCAGUUAGUGCUGGUAUCCAAGUCAACUUGGGUAAAGUAACACCAAAUAAUCCAGGACAAGAGCUGGGAAAUGCCUGUCAAAAGAAUAAAAUCUCUUCAAUAAAUGUGCAGACAGAUUUAUCUUACAUUUCGCAGAACUUUGUGCCAGCUGCAGCCUGGACUUCUGAUUCUUCUGUCUCGUCUUGCUCUCAGACAGACCUGUCGUUUGGUUCCCAGGUCUCAUUACCAAUUAGCGUUCAGACUCAGACACUGCUACCCACCUCCAAACUGACUUCAUCCAUCGCUGCUCAGACAGAUGCCUUUGAGCAGGCUUGUUUCCCGUCCUGUGGUGUUUCUAGAGAGACUCAAACCAGUGGAACACAGGACUCUAUUGAUGGGAGAGUGCAUAUAGACCAGGCUGUAAUGUGCAGCGACAUUUUUGACAAUGUACAUUCAUCGUAUGAUGUUUCCACACAGAUUGGAUUCUCGGAAAACAAUCUAAUGCCUACAACAAUACAUCAAAACUUGUUGCAAAGAAGCAGCUGCAAGAGCCUGAGUCAGGAUGCAAUAAAAUCUGAACCCAUUAUCAACUUCAAUACGCAGACUAACAUGCUUCCACAGCAAAAUAUGAUGGAUAAUCAAACCCAGACGAUGGACUUAUUAAAUGAUCUGGAAAACAUCUUCUCGGGUAGCAUGUCUGGCCAAACGUUGGAUAAUCGUGGUCUCUUGUCUGACUCUAGUUCUAGCGCUGACACACCCCUGCCACCAGCCCCAACACAGAGCACAGGGAUAGACUUUGACAUUGAAGAGUUCUUUUCAGCAUCCAAUAUCCAAACUCAGACUGAGGAGAGUGAACUGGGGAAUCUGAAUUCUGAGCCAGUUUUGGAAUCUCUGGAUAUUGAAACCCAGACUGACUUCUUAUUUGCAGAUAGUGCCACUCAAUCCUACAGCUGCCGAGGAAAUUCUAACUUCUUAGGCUUGGAGAUGUUUGAUACACAGACACAAACGGACUUAAAUUUUUUUUUAGACAAUAGCACACAUCUGCCUUUGGGAAGUAUACUAAAACAGUCCAGCUUUUCCAUGAGCACCGACUCCUCUGAUACAGAAACCCAGACAGAGGUACCUGCUGCUGCUAAAGAUAUACCUGGUCAAAACCUAGAAUCCAAAGUCCAGCUGAAUAGUGCUGAAACACAGACUAUGGAUAGCUCCUUUGAGACUCUUGGGAACUUAUUCCUUACCAGCAAUGAGACGCAGACAGCUAUGGAUGACUUUCUUCUGGCUGACUUGGCAUGGAAUACAAUGGAGUCACAGUUCAGUUCUGUAGAAACACAGACUUGUGCAGAAUUGUGUUCCUUUUUUCAAACGUCUGACAAACCAAGCCAUUGAGUGCUACUUACUAAAAUUCCUUUCCUUGGGUUUUGAAAUUUAAGUUAUUGGGGGUGAGGGGUGUUGAGGAGAGACGGGACCGACCAAGUUACCCACAUCAAACUGCUGAAUGUAGUUGACCGUAUGCAGGUGGCUUAAAAGCCUUUUCAUCCUCUUGCAAGGUACUUUAACUUGUGUAUAUGUAAUUUCAAUAUAAACUGUGUGUGCAUAAAUGUGUAUAUGUUUGUAACUUGUUAAUGUAAGUUUGGACCUUUAAAAUUAACUUGGUCAUGGUGCCUUCCUUUGCUCUAACUCUGUUACAAAGCUUUGUCACCAUUUCCAUUUUAAACCUGAACUUAGGCUUUACUUCUGUCUAUACCAGCUUUAUUUCUGGCUUAAAUGUAGGUUUCCAAAGUCUUGGACCAAAAGCUGACCUGUCUAAUUUUUGACACUGCCCUGCACCCCAACCUCUUUUUGGAAAUGGUUUUUGGCAUAAUUUUUUGGUUUUGUUUUUAAAAAGAUUUGUUUGGCAAGGUUUACCAGUCCUCACUACCAGAUCCCUAACCUCUCUCUCUUUUUUUUUUUUUUAAGAGUGUAAAAAUUUGCUCCUUUUUGAUAUAGGCUGAUAUUGUCCAGGCACUUGUUCAGCAAAUCUGUUGCCUAUACACCUUUGGAUCUAUACUUGUACAAAGUGCAACAAAUAUGGGUAAGGAAUGUUUGGGUUUUUUUGCCUCUAAAUUGGCAUUAACUAUGCGUGUGGUGGAGAGAGGAAGAUGUACUUAAAAAAUUGCCACAUGAUGAUUUUGCUGUGUACUACUGUAACAAUAUGUAUUUUGGGUAUUCCAAAGGAAGGCAUUUGUUUGAACUAGUAAUAAGUCUUGUAAGAAACACAAAGCAAGGAAAUGCCUAACAUUCAAAUGUCGGGGUGAGAGAUGAGAAUGCUAGGAUUACACUGAAAUUUAUUUACCAGUUUCUCCCUUUUUUUGCUUAUUUGCAGAAAGAUACAGUGCUUAUCCUAUGACGACUAACAUUACCCAAGAUUUUGGGAACAGUUAAUCUUGAGAAUAUUAAAACCUGUAAAGAUACUUUUUGGACUAGAUUCCUACCCUUGGGUCCUGUACUUCCAGAGCAAGACCAGCUGUAGCUCCUAAAGCUAAGAAUUUUUGGGUCCGUUGGCUUCCCCAUCUAGCAACAAAUCUUUUGCCUAUACUGGAC